This is a messenger RNA of Phyllopteryx taeniolatus (common seadragon), 4825 nucleotides long. RefSeq names its product ganglioside induced differentiation associated protein 1-like 1 (gene gdap1l1). The record is from RefSeq and is a predicted model, not a curated record. Lineage: Eukaryota; Metazoa; Chordata; Actinopteri; Syngnathiformes; Syngnathidae. The transcript has 6 exons. Bases 59 to 1159 code for a protein of 366 amino acids.
CCACCCGCACACCUCUCCCUCCUCGCUCCUCUCCUCCACACGCUCAAAACGCUCUGUCAUGGCGUCCUCCAACAAUGUUACCCCCACCAACUGUGGCUGGUGGCCCAUCUCCGCGAUGGACGAGGACGGCAAAAUCCCAGACGGGAACGAGUGUGAAGACCCCACGGCGGAGCCCAAAGGCGUCAACAAAGACAGGCUCGUUUUGUACCACUGGACGCAGUCUUUCGCCUCCCAGAAGGUCCGCCUCGUCAUCAACGAGAAGGGUCUGGUGUGCGAGGAGAGAGACGUGAGCUUGCCGCUGCAGGAGCACAAGGAGCCGUGGUUCAUGAGGCUCAACCUGGGAGAGGAGGUGCCCGUCUUCCUCCACGGCGGCAACAUCAUCAGUGACUACAAUCAGAUUAUAGACUACUUGGAGACCAACUUUGUGGGAGACACGGUGGGUCAGCUGCUUCCCGCUCCAGACUCGCCCGUUCACGAGCGCGUGCAGCAGUACCGUCAGCUGCUGGACGGUCUUCCCAUGGACGCCUACACGCACGGCUGCAUCCUCCAUCCGGAGCUCACCACCGACUCUAUGAUCCCAAAGUACGCCACUGCUGAAAUACGUCGACAUUUGGUCAACGCCGCGACAGAGCUGAUGAAGUUGGACCACGAGGAGCCCCAACUGACAGAACCAUACCUGUCCAAGCAGAAGAAGCUCAUGGCAAAGAUCUUGGACCACGAUAAUGUCAACUACCUGAAGAAAAUCCUGGGAGAGUUAGCGAUGGUUUUAGAUCAAGUGGAGGCUGAACUGGAGAAAAGGAAACUGGAGUACCAAGGUCAAAAGUGUGAGUUGUGGCUAUGUGGACCUGACUUUACACUAGCUGAUAUCUGCUUGGGAGCCUUGCUGCACAGGCUCAAGUUCUUGGGACUUUCUAAGAAAUACUGGGAGGACGGCAGUCGGCCCAACCUGCAGUCCUUUUUUCUGCGGGUGCAAAAACGCUACGCUUUCCGCAAAGUCCUGGGCGACAUCCACACGACACUCCUCUCCGCGGUCCUGCCCAACGCCUUCCGCAUGGUAAAAAAGAAGCCGCCGUCCUUCUUCGGGGCCUCCUUUCUAAUGGGGUCCCUCGGGGGGAUGGGCUAUUUUGCCUACUGGUUUUUAAAAAAGAAAUACAUGUAGUAAAUGCUCUCAGUGUGUUCAAUGUCUGUGUACAUGUGUGAUGUUCGAACUUUUCUGUAACAUUUGAGGACUGCAGGAAAACCAUAUUGAAUAUAGGAAACACCGAUACUUACCCGGGCGAGUAAAGAUAUGAAAACAUUCCAUAUUAAGACUUGAUUGCACAUUUUCUGGUAGUCGCGGCCUUCAUCGAGCUCACUUGCUCUUGUGUUUGACGUUUGUUGAAGGCAUGCAACCGGUUCACUUAUACAGAAUACUGUACUUCAUUCAAACGUGUGCAGUCAGAGGAGUUAAGUGCCCUUGGCAUGCCCACCACUUGUAUAGUCAUUACUCAUUGCGGCUAAAACCACUCAACCACAGGAAAAUGUAUUACUUCUGAUACCGCGCUGUUUUCGGUAGAAGAAUCAGGGCCCGUGUCCAAAACAAAAAGCAAUCAAGAAAAGUAAUCUAUUUCUAAAGCGUCGAAAAAAACUUUAAAGUUCUCCUGAACUAAAACAUACUAGGAGUGGGGAAGAGGACUUUUCAGAAGCUUAGGAGUUGUCUUAAGCGCUUGACAAAAUGGGUCCAAGAUAAGGAAAAUGCAGCUAUGACAUUGCUAUAAUUUCCAUCCAUUUUCUGUACCGCUUAUUUUCACUCAGGUCACGGGUUGCUAUAAUUUCAAUUAAAUACAUUUUAGUCAGUUAUCAUUGACUUUUUUUGUUGGAAAAAAAAAAAAAUCUAAUUUUUCUCAAAAUAUUUGACUUUAUCCUAAAAAAAAGACCUAUAAAUGAAUUCUCUAAAAAAAAAAAAAAAAGAGAGAAUUCUAUUCAGAUUAUGACUUUAAAUCUGGGAAAAUACGAUUAUCCUUGACAAAGUACAAUUUGCUUUCAUAAGAGUACAAAGUUUAAAAACCUUGUGUAUUUUUAUUUACCACUUUGCUAAAAAAAAUUCCAGCUAUUUCCUUGAAAAUAUUGCUGAAAAAAAUACUGUACAACUUUAGUUAUUUUAUCAGAUUUAUGACUUGAUCCUUGAAAAUAUACAACUUGAUACUUGUACAACCAUUACUUUUUUCGUCCAAAACUACUUAUAUGCUAAAAAUGAGUCUAAAAAAAUGUAUUAAUCUGUUUAUUCUGCAAUUUAUUCUUGACAAAAAUUUGACUAUUCUCAUAUUACCACUUAUCUCUCCCCAAAAAAAUCCCACUAUCCUUGAAAAAAAAGGCUUUAUUCUCAAAAGUAUGAGUUCUAUAAAAAAUGUAUCAGAUUUUUUAUGACCAUUUUUGAAAAGUACUUUAUUCUCAUAAGCAUGACAUUAUUUCAUUGAAAAAAUACAACUGUGCUAAAAAAAAAACAAAAAAAAAAAAAAAAAAAGAAUAUUUUGAAAAGUAUUCACAAUACUAUUCUCGUAACUCAAUUUUUUUGUCGGAAAAACUUUUAUUCUUGAAAAAAUUUGAUUGUAAGAUUUCCUCUUCUUUCCCUCCAAAAAUUGGCUUCAGUCUUGAAAAAAAUAUUACUUUAUUCUGAAAAAAAAUACAACUAUUUGAAAAGUUUUCUCUAAAAUAAAGUUUAUUCUUGUCAGAUUACCAACUUUUUUCUCUAAAAAAAAUGUAUUUUUGAAAAAUAUGACUAAAAAAAAGUGACUAUAUUUAAAGUUCAUUCUCUAAAAUAGUUUUGUUAGAUGACUGUUAUCUUUCAAAAAAUGACAUUACCCUCAAAGAAAUUGUUUGAUAAUUUUUUUUUCUUAAAAAAGUGCUUCAGUCUUGUAAUGACUUAGUUCUCAUAGUUUGUUGUUUUUUUUACUCCUUCAAAAUCUCAAGCGCCAAACUGCAAUUAGUCUGAAAGAACUUUUCACAUCGUUAUGGAUACGGGCCCAUGUCCUUUAGUCUAAAGAGGAAAAGUGACGUUUAACUCAAUUCAAGAAAUUUCACCAAAUACCAACUGUACACGUGGUACAUACUCGCACUUGGUUGGUUUGAGCACCAGAGAUCGCACAGCACACUGUCCGCUGUCACCAAGCAGGAAUUCAACAAUUGUAACCUCCCGAAGCCACGACGACACCGAAGCACUUGGCAAAUGUUGCAUCCUCUUCCACGUGUGUCUCAAAGUGUUUGGAUCCCCAGCAAUAAUGAGCAGGGAAAGGAGUGGACUUUGCUGCUCCUUGUUUUUUUCUUUUCUAUUUGACUGGAACAGAUAAAUGGCAUUUGCAUUCAUUUUAAUGGGAAAAGAGGAUCUGUCAAAUGACUGUUUUGAGUUACGGGCGUCGUCAUGAACGGAACGAAUCAAACUCAUAUCUCAAAGUACCACUCUAUACUGAAUUAAUGAUAUUACUUUACUCACAAACUGACUUACAGUCGUGCUCAAAAAUAUUGGCUCCCCUGGGGUGUCAAUAUUUUUUGAGAAUGUAUAGUCAAUUAUAUAUUAUACAUAUAUAUUUAUCCCAAAAAAUCUUCUCAGUAUUCCGGCAUUUACCAAAUACCAACUAUUUUGGUAAUUCUGAUGGACCUACAACAGGAAGAGUUUAGUCUGAUUUCAUGUCAGAUCAUCAAGAAAAAAAACAAAGCAUGUAUCGUUUUAUAGUCAUGCUAAAAAAUAUUGGUACCCCUGGGGUGCCAAUAUUUUUUUAGCAUGACUAUAGUGUGAAAUGUGGCCAUGUUCUGUUCAACACUUUACUAUUAUUCAGAGGUAUGAAUGGCAACAGAUGAAGUGAAUCUCGUGGAAGAGCGUUUAAUUUUUUUCCAUAUACGUCGCAGGCAUAGAUAAAUGAACAAAGAUGCAUUAUUUGUUGACUAAUGUGCUUGGGAAUCACUGCUCUUCGCGACCUCUGCAUCCACUUUCUUUUCAACCGCACUGACAAACUUUAACCUACAUUUGGAUAGCCGUGCAUCCUCGCUCUUGCACGAGGAGCAGUGAUUUCAUGGCACAAGUGUGGUAAUUUAAAGACGUUAGAGGAGGUUUUGGCUUGUGAGCGAAUGAACAUUUGAGUGUGAUUUAACUUAGUAGCAAAAUUACAGCUGUGUUCAGUAUAUAAAUAAAAAUGCUCAGAAUCCUUCCCAAAGUGAAUUAUGAGCACUGAACAUUCUAUUCCAACUCAAAACAUGGAAAAACAUUCAUGUUAUUCCUUUACAGAAACGAAAAAAAGAAUGACCCGAUUAGAAAAUGUGAGCUAUUGCUCUCCUGUGAAUCACUGAUUUAUUUAAUUGAACAAGCACUGUUCCUCAAGGCUGAAGUUUUAACCUUUGAACUUGGAAUUGAUAUCUUUGUUUUGCUAUGGAACUGACUGUGCAGUGUUCCCACUGCGUUCUGUUUUGAGUGAAUGGAACUCAAAUCUAUCAUGAGGACACCGAGUCACUUUAUAAAACACACUGGCUAUUAUUGUGAACACAAUGUUGAUAUUUGCAUCAAAGCCCUCCACUGAUAAAGGGCAAAUGAGGAGAGUGCAAGUGAGCUUACAUUAUUAUGAUUUCCUGGUUGGAUUGUGACUCGGCCUCUCGGCAAGGCCUGGAAACUCAUGCAUCACGCACACACAAUCAAGAAAUUCUAUUUGUGAUUGUGGCCGUUAUAUCUCACAAUAGUAUUUUUUUUAUUUUUUUAUAUUUCGAAAUAUGCAUUUAUUUAUGGUAUUUUUAUGAUGUUUGUUCAUAAGCCUUAAUUUAUUCAGUUGCCAUCAAUGACAAAUAAAUACUAAAAGAAAAA